Daldinia loculata is the source of this 2582-nucleotide messenger RNA. RefSeq lists its product as uncharacterized. Lineage: Eukaryota; Fungi; Ascomycota; Sordariomycetes; Xylariales; Hypoxylaceae. Bases 171 to 2429 code for a protein of 752 amino acids. The transcript has a single exon. The record is from RefSeq and is a predicted model, not a curated record.
CAACUCCACAUAGGUACCUCUUCAUAAUUCCAUAACUGGGCGAGUCCAAACUAACACAGCUUCAACUAUCAAAGUUCCCCGCAAAUCACGUCUAGUAUAUCUAUCUGUCUGGCUCUUCUGAGUCAGUAGCCUGUUAACACUGGUCAUGAUAGUACUCAAUAGCUCUCAUAAUGCCCUCCACCAUUUUGACGGUGUCGUUCGGCCGGCAUCGAGCCUUCUCUUAUACACCCUUUAAAGGAGUUUGCUCGAAGUUUAUUAACCCCCAUCAAAGUCGAUCCUCUGGAUUACUCUCCCGUAUAGAUAUCAACCGUGCUUUUCCAUGUAGGAUUAUAUACAGCUCUACACGUGGCCUUGCAACGGCAGUCCAUCCCUCUAGUGCCGUUUCAAGUGAGGACUUCAAAUUCUUCAGUGACCUUCUUAACCACACUGAACCAAAACCACAACCUAAAGUUGGCCAUGGCAGUUCUAUUUCCAGUGAUAAAACCCCUGUUGUAACCUUACCUAGCCCGUUUAAAAGAGCUCUCGAGGCACUGCGACAGAAGGACACUCGGAGACUGCUCAUCUAUCUUGAACAAAUAUCAUCCAUGGAAGAAGCUGAGCUUCACGCGACCGUUUCUUCACUGCCUCGAACUACGUUCACCGAACUCCUCCGGGCCUUGGACCCAUUUGUUGUUGCUAAGGAUGCCGAUCCAACGGACCAGACACACAUAUCUCCUGGAGCGUACCAGAUGCUAAAUUUAGGAGCCACUAUUGACAAUUGGGGAGUACGGAAAUUAUAUUCGCAGCUACUACACCAUAUGCUAGUUCUGCUGUCUGCGUUGAAAGCCUCAGGCGGUGUUCUGCAGUUAGAGGAGUACAUCUACCUAGUUAGGUGUGCAGGUGCUGCUGCAGACCCUGCGGGAGUAAAAUGGAUAUGGAAUGAGAUGGUCCGCACCCAGACUACGGGUUGGAGGCAAAGUAGGAUAUAUGCCGAGUUUGUUUCCGCACGCUUCCUCGCAAACCCUUUAUAUACAGGCUACGAUAAAACCAGAAGGAUGGUCACUGCCCGAAGUUUGCAUCACUCCAAAUUUAUCCUUCACUGGGCACAGAUUCGAAAGAUGGAUUACCUUAGAUACCGUACCCGACUCAAGAAGCUGUAUUUCGGACUCAACAAGGAUGCCAAGCACGCCGAAGACUUGAUACAAAUGAUGAGGAAGGACACCGCGGCCACCAGACUUUACAUCUGGAUUCAUAGUCGUGGCACCUACAUGACCGAAAGUCUAGCGUGUGCUUUGAUGAUUGCCUUUGCACGGGCCGGGUCUUUACAGUUUAUUAGCACUAGUAUAUUAGAGCGCCAUUUUGGCAUAAGGAUAGGUAAGAUAACUAAUAACAUAGCGACUGACAUACGCCAGGGCCCCAGCCGUGUGAGGCCUACUGGGCUUCUCAUGGAAGCUAUCGUGGAGACAUAUGGUUCAAACGCAGAGAUCCCCCUUGCCUUGCAGCUGGUCAAACACCUAUCGGUGACCUUUCGAAUUCCCAUCUCUGCGUCUGUAUGGAAAGACCUUAUGGAGUGGGCCUACAUUAUGGGCUCUGUACCGCCGUCUGGGGGAUGGAAGCUGGCCAAAAUGUUUUCUAAAGUACCGAACGCAGAAAUAGUCGAAUUCAUCUGGAAUAUGAUGGUGUCUGAGCCGUAUCGGGUACAACCCAGCUUCGAACACUACAAUAUACUCAUUCGGAAUCUUAUAGCGCGAAAUCAGUUCAGCAGAUUCAUCCCAUGCAUGAGGGAGGCAGUUGGUUUAUACAAGAUUCAAUGUCAAGAGUACGAAGACGCGGUAAUUGAGUACUACCAAAUGAUUAACGAUAAUGGGGUACGUAUUAGCGAGACCGUGCAUCGGUACCAACGGGCUCGGUUUAAGAAGGCGACUAUGCGGUAUGCCAUCCAAACAUGGUGUCGGCAGUUCCUUACCAACGUACAAGCCUUCAACCCUACGAACCCGCUUGUGACCGUGGCCGUCCCGGAUUUCAUUAACGAGUUCAGGGCUUUUAUCCCAAACCCGGCCUUUUAUCGCACGUCUGACGGAUACGUCUCCCUCUUCGACCCUACCCGGGAAUCCCAGCGUUUAGUCCCCGUCGAACAUCUUCCUCUCUCCAUACAGGUGAAGAGCAAGUUGGGCGAGGUCUUGUACCUAGAAACAAAAGCGAAGAAACACGCCACUAGGUCUCGACAUACCUUGGCGGGCCGAAAACCGAUAUCUCACUUUGACCUCGAAACUCUCCUCACGACCACUUCCCGGGCGAGGCUGCUGAAACCCUUGGACAAGACGGCUAUCAAAGAAGCAUCGGAGGAUUCGGAGGAAUCGAUGGCUGAAAACGAGUCCGGCGAGUCGCGUAGCGAGUUGCCGGAACCGCUAGAGGUGGAUAUUUAUGAUGACGAUGACGACUUUUAUUAAAAGCAGCCGCUUGGCUGUAUCUGUAUUAUUAUACCCACAAUAUGUUUAUUUCGCACAUAAACCACCGCUGUUUUUGCUAUACCCCAGCAGCGGCGAUAGCAUAUAUACAACCCCCUUAGCCCCUUCUGGCGGGAUUUUGAACAUACACGAUCU